UGUCCUACAUGUGUGGAUGUUGCUGAGUUAUAUAAAACUAUCAGAAUAGUUUUUCCAAUUUUAGAAUGGGGUGCCUCAAGACUGUCCAUAAUUUGAAAAGGUGCCUCAGGACUGUCCAUAAUUUUAAAGGGUGCCUCAAGACUGUCCAUAAUUUGAAAGGGUGCCUCGGGAAUGUCCAUAAUUAUAAAGGGUGCCUCAAGACUGUCCAUAAUUUGAAAGGGUGCCUCGGGAAUGUCCAUAAUUAUAAAGGGUGCCUCAAGACUGUCCAUAAUUUAAAAGGGUGCCUCAAGACUGUCCAUAAUUUGAAAGGGUGCCUCAGGACUGUCCAUAAUUUGCAAGGGUGCCUCAGGACUGUCCAUAAUUUGAAAAAGUGCCUCAGGACUGUCCAUAAUUUGAAAGGGUGCCUCAAGACUGUCCAUAAUUUGAAAAGGUGCCUCAGGACUGUCCAUAAUUUGAAAGGGUGCCUCAAGACUGUCCAUAAUUUGAAAGGGUGCCUCAGGAAUGUCCAUAAUUAUAAAGGGUGCCUCGGGACUGUCCAUAAUUUGAAAGGGUGCCUCAGGACUGUCCAUAAUUUGAAUGGGUGCCUCAGGAAUGUCCAUAAU
Staurois parvus is the source of this 602-nucleotide messenger RNA. The record is from the annotation of a GenBank genome assembly. NCBI's taxonomy places the organism in Eukaryota, Metazoa, Chordata, Amphibia, Anura, Ranidae.